UAUAGUUGUCGCUCGCGUUCUUGCACGUGAAAAGUAAACAACAUAACCUUAAAAUCAAAAAACUAUUGCAUUCUUUGAGUGCCUUUAACAACAAUGUUUUGGACCGAAUUUUAAGCUUUAACAAUGGUCAGGCACAACAAUCAAUUACCCGACAAUCUUCCUCAACUACAGAACCUUAUCAAGCGCGAUCCUGAGUCUUACAAAGAAGAGUUCCUGCAACAACACCGGCACUACAAGUCGACCUUGGAAGUAUUUAAUUUCACCCCAGACAAAUUCAACAAAAGUCUCGAUGAGCUGGUUAUGUUUUUGGCGCAGGUCGCGCAUUGCUAUUGCGAUGAUUUGCUGUCGUUUCCUCAAGAACUCAUCGACAUUCUCAAAGAUAAGAACACUGUCUUGGACAAGGACAUGCGUAUGACAUUUUGUAAGGCACUAAUCUUACUCCGUAACAAAAACCUUCUCGAACCCACUGCUUUACUGAGUCUUUUCUUCGAGCUGUUGCGUUGUCAGGACAAGUCACUUCGUCAAUUUCUACAAACGCACAUAAUAACGGAUAUCAAAAACAUCAAUGCGAAGCAUAAAAAUGCCAAGGUCAACACUACCCUACAGAACUUUAUGUUUCAAAUGCUCAAAGACACGAACGCUCGCGCGGCAAAGAUGUCGGCGGACAUAAUGAUCGAGCUGUACAAUAAAAAUGUAUGGAGUGACACAAAGACGGUUAACGUCAUUGCCACCGGGUGCUUUUCUAAAUUUACAAAGGUAGUCGUUGCGAGCUUGAAGUUCUUCCUGGGCAAGGAUGAAGGUGAAGACGAGGAUAGUGACAGCGACAGCGACGACGAGCCUAAUAUCAAAGAGGUCAUGAUGGCAAAUAAAGUCAAUAAAAAGACCAAAAAGAGGCAAAAACAGCUUAAAAAGGUCAAGAAAUUGUAUACGAAAUCCCAAAAAAAGAAGUCAAAGGCUCCAACGUACAACUUUUCGGCACUUCACUUGAUUCACGACCCACAAGGCUUGGCGGAAAAAUUAUUCAAACAACUGGAAAAAAAGAAUGACAGAUUUGAAGUCAAACUGAUGACUCUCGACGUCAUAUCCAGACUCAUAGGCGUGCACAGUUUAAUUUUGUUCAACUUUUAUCCUUAUGUGCAACGAUUUCUUCAGCCACAUCAGAGAGAGGUGACAAAGUUACUGCAGUUCGUGGCACAAGCUUCGCAUGAUUUGAUUCCACCAGAUGUAAUGCAACCAGUUGUCAAAACAUUGGUAAACAACUUUGUGACUGAAAGGAAUUCCUCGGAUGUUAUGGCUAUAGGAUUGAAUGCCGUCAGAGAAAUCUGUACAAGAUGUCCGUUUGCAAUGAAUGAAGAUCUCCUGCAAGACUUGGCAAUGUACAAAACUCACCGAGACAGAAGCGUUAUGAUGGCAGCCAGAUCACUCAUUGGCUUGUUUAGGCAAACGAUGCCGGAAUUGCUGCAUAAAAAAGACCGAGGCCGUCCGACGGAAGCUACGGUUGCUCUGGAACCUCUAGAGUACGGGAAAGUUACAGCAAAAGAAUUUGUGCCUGGAGCUGAAGUUCUUCUCGAACCUCAAAAGGAUAUUGAAAUCGACAGUGAGGACAGUGAUAAUGACGGUGAAUGGAUUGAUGUGUCUCAGAGUGACGGUGAAGGUGAAGAAAUGGAAGACGACGAAGAUGUUGAUGAUGAAGUAUCUGGUAGUGAAAUUGGCGAAUCCGGUGAUGAAGAGGAAGACUGUGACGACGGAGACGAGGAUGAAGACGUGGAAGGAGAGGAAAAAGAAUGUCAGAAAAGCGAAGAAAAGAAAAAAACGGACAAAUGUGAGGAUGACAAGAGUAAAAAAAAAGAGGAGAAAUCACCGUCAAAACCAACGCUUGUAACGAACAAAAUAGGAAAGAAAUCGAAGAACUCAAAAUUAGAACGGAAAAAGAGAAAGUUGGAGGAAAAGAAAAAGUUGCAGGAAAAAUUAAAAGCUCGAAGUAAAAUGGAAUACACAGCUGAGAGGCAAGCUAAAGCUUCAGAAGUUUCGAUCCAGCGUUUGCUCACAGACGAGGAUUUCAAGAGAAUCGACAUGACGUUGGCAAAACAGCAAGUCACGCAUGCGAAAAAAGGGAUAAAACGCCCAUUAGAAGAAGAAAAGGGUAAAGGGGAAUUGGUAAAAUUAGGUGAUAUUGAAAAUAUUUACAAGAGGCGCAAAUUCACCAAGGAAGAACGAGUAGCCAGUGUCAAGAAAGGACAAGAAGAGAGAGACAAGUUUGGCUACAAAGACGGUCGUCAAAAUCCCCUGUGCAGCAGAACAAACCGCGAGAGAAGUAAGAACAAGAACUACAUGAUGAUAAAGCACAAAGUUAGAAGCAAAGUCAAGCGAUCUUUCAAAGAUAAACAAAUAGCACUAAGGAAUCACUUGCUCAAGUUAAAAAAGAUGAAAUAGAGCCGACGUUUGUAGCUUCAUACAUAUAUGUACAAACUUGGUGGUUUUUACACUGUUAAUAUGUAAAAUCGAAAGAUCUUCUAUACGUGCAAAAUAUCAAAUUUAUUUAAAUUUCAAA
This is a messenger RNA of Copidosoma floridanum, 2551 nucleotides long. RefSeq names its product SDA1 domain containing protein Mys45A (gene Mys45A). Gene Ontology annotation, cellular component: nucleolus. Gene Ontology annotation, biological process: ribosomal large subunit biogenesis; ribosomal large subunit export from nucleus. NCBI's taxonomy places the organism in Eukaryota, Metazoa, Arthropoda, Insecta, Hymenoptera, Encyrtidae. The record is from RefSeq and is a predicted model, not a curated record.